This is a messenger RNA of Lucilia sericata (common green bottle fly), 765 nucleotides long. It is a transcript of the gene Pfdn1, whose product is annotated as prefoldin subunit 1. Gene Ontology annotation, molecular function: protein folding chaperone. The coding region runs from base 217 to 594 and encodes 125 amino acids. Gene Ontology annotation, cellular component: cytoplasm; prefoldin complex. Gene Ontology annotation, biological process: protein folding. The record is from RefSeq and is a predicted model, not a curated record. The transcript is spliced from 3 exons. NCBI's taxonomy places the organism in Eukaryota, Metazoa, Arthropoda, Insecta, Diptera, Calliphoridae.
UUAACUUAUAUACAAACACUUAUCAACACUAAAAGCUCAUGUCAUGCUGCUCGUUAAAUGUCAAACAUAAACUGUCAUUAAUUUUUUUUUGUAGAAAAAACUUCAUACCGAGAAAUAGCAAAUUAUUUUUGCAGGUGUUGCCUUUUUUGUAAAAAUUAUUAAGAAAAUUGAAUAAAUAUCUGGUAAAUUCUUACGCAAACAAAAGAAAACAACAAAAUGGAACAAAUGGAUAUGGAAUUAAAAAAGGCAUUCACCGAAAUGCAAAUAAAUAAAAUAGAAACUACCAAGAAAAUGAAUAUGAUUGAUAUGAAGUGUGAUAUGGUAAAGACCGGUAAACAGAAAUAUCAAUUGACCGAAAAGGGUACCAGUGAUUUAACAGAUGAUACCAGAGUAUAUUUAUCCGUAGGCCGUAUGUUUGUGUUAACCAGCGUCCAGGAUAUGCGUGGUGACUUAAAAGCUAAACAAGAGAAAUGUGAUAAGGCCAUUGAAUUGCUAAGCAAAAAGAAAGAAUUUUUGGUGAAAUCUCUUAAAGAUCAAGAAGAUGGCUUACGUGAAUUGGUGCAACAACGUAAAGAAGCUGAAGCCGCCAAAUAGACAAACGAAGCAAGCCAUCAUCAACAUUCAUUUUCAUAUUAUUGUUUAUUUUGCAUUUAAGCUUUAAAAACAACUCAAAAAAAGAUAAACACGUACUACAUAUAUAAUAAUGAUAAACCUACUUGCAAUUAAAACAAAAAAACGAAUACCACUUUUGUGUUUAAGAGAAAA